Xenopus tropicalis (tropical clawed frog) is the source of this 4223-nucleotide messenger RNA. RefSeq names its product protein kinase N3 (gene pkn3). Gene Ontology annotation, biological process: signal transduction. The record is from RefSeq and is marked provisional. Gene Ontology annotation, molecular function: small GTPase binding; protein serine/threonine kinase activity; protein kinase activity. Lineage: Eukaryota; Metazoa; Chordata; Amphibia; Anura; Pipidae. Gene Ontology annotation, cellular component: membrane; midbody; nucleus.
GAAGUUUCAAGUGUCCGCCAACGAGCUCCGGGAGGCAGCACUCGGUAUCCGGACAGUGGGAGAGGCCGGGAGCCGCAGUCACAGAGGGCUCUCACUGAAUGGAGUUCAGAAAUGCAGGCCCCCCAGAGCUCCUGGACCCCGGCUUUCAACAGCAGCUGGAGGACUCCCGGGAUCAGCUUAAGCGGGAGAUCCAGAGAGAGCUGAAGAUAAAGGAAGGGGCUGAAAACCUGCGCAAGGUAUCCACGGAUAAAAAGCACCAGGGCCAUGUUGAGAGUCAGCUGAGGGCAUCCAACCGGCGCCUUCAAGAGCUCCAUCGACAGCUGCAGGAACUCAAUGGGAGGAUUGUGAUCAUGGAGAAAGACCAGAAACAAGAUGGUGCCAUGUCUCCUGAUCCUUGCCUAUGGGAACAAAGUUUUGACCCCUGGCAGCGAAGGGUGGAAGCCUUAAAGAGGCAGUUGCACAUAGAAAGCAAGGUGAAACAGGGUGCAGAGAAUAUUAUCCAGAUGUUUUCUAACGGGACCUCCAAGGAUCGGAAGCUCCUCACCACUGCUCAGCAGAUGCUACAGGACAGCCGGAUAAAGACCGAGUUGCUGCGUAUGCAGAUCGUUAAGCUCACCCAGGCUCCCGGUACAACCUGCGAAUCCCAAGAGGCCCCAGAGACCCUGUCCCCUCCGGAGCUGCGUAUAGAGGAGCUCAGGCAUCACUUGCGGGUGGAGACUGCCGUGUCUGAAGGAGCCAAAAAUGUGGUUAAACUGCUUGGAGGCCGGCGAUUGCAAGACCGCAAGGCUCUGGCUGAGGCACAGUCCCGACUACACGAGUCCUGCCAUAAGAUUGACCUUCUGCGCCUGUCCCUUGAGCGGUGCCUUGCAGAACUUCCCUCUGAUCACCCAAAGCAACAACUUAUUAAAGAGGAACUGAAAAAUUGCCCAACCACAGCGAGGAGUAAAGAUCCAGGCCCCAGCCACCCCUUAACUUCACUCAUUAAGUCCACAGCACUCACAGGGACUCUGGAAAUCCACCUCUUGGGCUGCCAGGACCUUCUGGAGACUGUCCCUGGCCGUUCUCGAACAACUUCAGUUCAAGGGAGUCCCGGCGAAUCCAAGAACUUUAUUCGCUACCGGCCUGGAGGAAGCACCCACGGAUGGGGGGGAUCAGGCCGACACUUGCGGUCUGAUGAACACUGCGGCGAUGUCAUGUGUGUUUUGAAAGUCGAUAAUAAGCAGGUGGCCCACACCAGUUGGGGACCUGUCCAUAACCAGUGCUGGGACCAACGAUUCACCAUAGAGUUGGAGAGGUCACGGGAGCUAGAAAUCUCUGUCCACUGGAGGGACUGGAGAGAGCUGUGUGCCGUAUGCUUCCUGCACCUGGAGGACUUCCUGGAUAAUGAGCGCCAUGGAAUGUGUCUGCAGCUGGAACCCCAGGGGAAGCUUUUUGCAGAGGUCAUGUUCUGUAACCCAGUUAUUGAGAGAAGGGGCAAAGUCCAGAGGCAGAAGCGGAUAUUUCCCAAGCAGAAAGGAAAGGACUUCCUGCGGGCCACACAAAUGAACAUUAACUUUGCCACAUGGGGGCGACUGAUGAUGAGUAUUUUACCUCCUUGCGGUGCCAUGAGCACACUGAGCCCUCCUCUUACCGUUCACACUUCCGCAAAUCCUCAGCCAUAUUUUGCAGGUGCCAGUGAUUUCCCCGUCAAAAAAUUAUUAUUUAGUGAAGAACCAUCACCGAAGCCUCCCCCAAAACCUCCACGACUCUAUCUGAAUUCCGAGGGUGCGACUCCUCCCUCCCCUGCGGAAUCUCCUGGCAGAGCAGUAGGAAAGAGCAUGAAGAGGAUCCACGGGGAAGAUGGGGGGACACAGAGUAAUGCUGAGCCCACUAAAGUGCAUAGAAGAACAACGCUGCAGGUGGAUGAUUUUACCUUUAUAUCUGUCCUUGGUCGAGGGCAUUUUGGCAAGGUGCUUCUGGGCCAAUUUAAGGAAACAGGGAAAAAUUUUGCGAUUAAAGCCCUGAAGAAGCGCGACAUUGUGAGCAGAGAUGAGUUGGAAAGCUUGCAGUGUGAGAAGAGAAUUUUUGAAGCUGUUAAUUCCUCCGGACACCCCUUCCUGGUGAACCUGUUUGGUUGCUUCCAGACUCAGGGGCACGCGUGCUUUGUUAUGGAAUAUAUGCCUGGUGGGGACCUCAUGAUGCACAUACACAGCAACGUCUUUUCAGAGCCGACAGCAAGGUUCUACUCUGCCUGUGUGGUGCUUGGCCUCCAGUUUCUUCACGAGAAGAAGAUUAUAUACAGAGACCUGAAGCUAGAUAACCUCCUGAUGGACGCAAGCGGCUUUGUGAAGAUUGCCGACUUUGGCUUGUGCAAAGAAGGCAUGGGUUUUGGCGAUCGUACAAGCACAUUUUGUGGAACCCCUGAAUUUCUGGCUCCGGAGGUCCUGACUGACACGUCUUAUACAUAUGCCGUAGACUGGUGGGGGCUUGGUGUUCUCAUCUUCGAGAUGCUUGUAGGAGAGUGUCCCUUUCCUGGCGAUGAUGAAGAAGAGGUGUUUGACAGUAUUGUCAAUGAAGAGGUGCGAUAUCCUCGCUUUUUAUCCAAUGAUGCCAUCAACAUUAUCCGCAAGCUUCUGCGAAAGUCCCCGGAACGGCGGUUAGGGGCCGGUGUUGGCGAUGCCGAGGAGAUAAAGCCACAGCUCUUCUUUCAGGAGAUCGACUGGGAUGCACUUUAUGCCCAACAAGUGAAACCACCUGUUGUUCCCAUAUUAAGCGACCCCUUUGACAUCAGGAACUUUGAUGAGGAAUUCACGGGACAGAAAGCCAUACUCUCCCCGUCCGAUGACCCUCGCCCUCUGUCUUCUGCCGAUCAGCUUCUCUUUAAGGACUUUGAUUUCGUCUCGGAACUUCUCCUUGCUCCCUAGCAAGGUCAAUCUUCUCAUUGGCCGUUGGCUGGCCAGUGUCCUGUUGCAUGGUUGGUUGCCUUUUGUCUUGUGAUUUCAAAGGAGAACAAACACAAACCUAUAAUAUUCACUUCAUUAAAUGAUAUGGGAUCACUUAAAAGAUUAAUGGAGGGAUUCCACCCUAGGUUUCCCCUUUGCACACUACCUGUAGACACUGAUAGGUGAUGCUGGUGUUGUAAGAGGUAAUCUCAUUGGUCAUUCUCUUUAUUAUUUCCUUUAUAUUCUAAAAUAACUAAAAGACUUAAAUCUUUCUUUAAACUAUAUCUCUGCACUUUCAUGCCCUGAAGGUCACCUCCUCCAGGCCUAAAAUUUAGAAAGACAUGAUGUCAUUUAGGAGUGUAUGAUGUCACUCAGAGUAGGCUGGAUUGUGCUGAAGAACUCUGCAAAUUAUAACAGGAGGAAAAGUAGUGUAAAGGGUUUAUAUUAUUUAAUAAACUGAAUUUAUAGCCAUUUUAAAACCUAAUGUGACUACAUAGUCUGCCUGUCAGGAUGCUGUAUGCAUUUAUGUUCACAGGAGGAAUCAACAUUAUCUGUAACCUUUCCUUCCCUACCAGCUACCAUAGGUUUCCCUUUAGAUUUCCCUUUAGAUUUCCCUUAAUGGAGUAGUUUGCCUUCAGGAUUACUUUUAGUAUGUUAUAGAAUGGCCAGUUCUUUGCAACUUUCAAUUGGUCUUCAUUUUCUAUUUUGUUAUAGUCUUCCCAGCUUGACCCCUGGCAGCCAAAAAGCUACGGCUCUGAGAGGCUACAAUUUUAUUGUUACUUUUUCUAUUUAGACCCUCCUCUAUUUAUAUUACUAUCUCUCAAACUACUGCCUGGUUGCUAGGUUAAAUUGGACCCUAGCAACCAGAUAGCUGCUGAAAUUCCAAUCUUGAGAGCUGCUGAACAAAAUGCUAAAUAAAUCAAAAACUACAAAUAAAAAAUGAAGACCAAUUGCACUCUGUACAUCAUGCUAAAAGGUAAUUUAAAGGUGAACUACCCCUUUAAAUAAUGUUUCUGUUAUAGUCGAUCCCCGUACUGUAGUUUGGCUGUGCCUGAAUAUGAAGGAAAGCAGUAACUGUAGCACUGGACAGGGCAUGGGAGUAGCCUAUCUAGCAUAUUAUUGGCCAUGGAUGAAUAUAUGAAGAAGCAGACUCCAUUUCUAGCCAGAUGUAAUAUAUUUAUAUAUGUUUGUGUGUUGGAAGAUGAUGGACUCAGUUUCUGGUUUUUACAGUUUUCUAUGGCAGUUUAUUUAUCAAUGUUUGUAUGAGAAAUAGAGAUGCAAAUAUAAAAAACUUGUCCAGUU